This is a messenger RNA of Mycotypha africana, 905 nucleotides long. RefSeq lists its product as uncharacterized. The coding region runs from base 114 to 443 and encodes 109 amino acids. Lineage: Eukaryota; Fungi; Mucoromycota; Mucoromycetes; Mucorales; Mycotyphaceae. Gene Ontology annotation, cellular component: nucleolus. The transcript has 3 exons. The record is from RefSeq and is a predicted model, not a curated record.
AAAAAAAAAAAAAAAAAAAAAGUCGGAUUUUUUUUUUUCUCAAAAAAUAUAAACUAGAAACGUCAGAUCCUUUCAGUCUGGUUUUCUCUUGUUUUUCAAAACUCUUUGAUCGUAUGUCAUCAGCAUACGGGCAAGUCAAAAAGGGAUCGCUCAAGUUCAAAGGAGGCGAUUCCUCUGUAAAGAAAAAGAAGAAGAAGUCAAAAUCAAGUAAAGAGAAAUUAGAAAAAGCUCUGCGUGAGGGCUCUGAAGAGUUCAAAACGGUAUAUCAAGAAGUCGAAAAAACUGAAGCCGAGCGUAAAUUUGAAGAAACACAACGACGAAGACAAAUGGAGAGAGUUUAUAAGGCAGCUACUAAAUCACAUAAAGACAGGGUACAAGAAUUCAACCAAAAGCUAGAAAACUUAAGCGAGCAUCACGACAUCCCUAAAGUCGGUCCAGGCUAACAUUAGAAGUUCUCGUUAUAUACCACUGCUGUUAUUUGUUAAAGCGAUAAGAAUAAAGGUUUUAAUAGUCGUAAACGCUUUUCUGCUUAUAUUGAAGAGAAAGCUUCAGCAAUUUAGAUUGACGAAGGUUAGAAGCUGAAAUUCACCAUGGUAAAUCUAAUAAAAAUGGGUUAUUUGAAAUGGGAAGACCGGUGAACGCUGUAUUUUACUUUUUUCAAUGACUUCAGAGAUUUUUGUUCAGACAGAAAAGGGAGGAGCGAAAACUAAAAUAAUCAUGAAUAAUGAACGCACAGUUUAAGGAAGAGUUAACAGCUGCUUUGAUCAUCCAUUUGAUUGCUAUUCUUAGUUCCGUAUAAUGAAAACUUAGAUCUCAUCACUCUCAACUCUCUAACAGAGGACAUGCAUUUCAUUAUCAUAGUUUAUCCUUCAUAAAUAAGGUCAAAUAGAUAUUGGGGACUAUAG